Messenger RNA from Oryzias melastigma (Indian medaka), 3900 nucleotides. RefSeq names its product hexokinase HKDC1. The record is from RefSeq and is a predicted model, not a curated record. Gene Ontology annotation, molecular function: ATP binding; glucokinase activity; D-glucose binding. NCBI's taxonomy places the organism in Eukaryota, Metazoa, Chordata, Actinopteri, Beloniformes, Adrianichthyidae. Bases 192 to 2999 code for a protein of 935 amino acids. Gene Ontology annotation, cellular component: mitochondrion; cytosol. The transcript is spliced from 21 exons. Gene Ontology annotation, biological process: intracellular glucose homeostasis; glycolytic process; glucose 6-phosphate metabolic process.
UGUCACUGAGGGCGAUCAGAGCUUCAUGGACUCGGUGAUACAGUGAAAGAUCAAAUAGACGGCAAUAGAAGGGAGGGUAGAAAAAGAUUAGUUUUAUUCAUUCAACUAGUCAGAGCGGACAGGAGCAGACGCUCUAGAACAAACAGUUUACAAAUCAUAGGUUUUCAUGGUGGUUUGUUUGGUGCGUCAAGAUGUUGGCCGUUCAUCUGGUUUCAUUUUACUUCUCCAAACUCCAAGAGGAUCCCACAAAAAAGGUUGACAGAUUCCUACAUGCAAUGCGUCUUAAUGACGACCAGAUCUGUGAAAUCUCAGCACGAUUCCUGGCUGAAAUGAAGAAAGGACUUUCAGUAGAAAGUAACGCAGCUGCAGCUGUGAAGAUGCUGCCGACACACGUCCGCUCCACUCCUGAUGGAUCAGAGAAAGGACAGUUUCUGGCUCUUGAUCUUGGAGGCUCCAAAUUUAAGGUUCUUCAGGUCAAAGUGAGAGAAGGCGUGGGAAUCAGGAAGGGAGAGGUGGAGAUGGAGGAGAAGAUCUAUCCCAUGCCAACCGAGCUGCGUAGUGGAACAGGAGCUGAGUUGUUUGACCACGUGUCCGAGUGCCUAAAAGAGUUCCUGCAGGAAAAGAAAAUAGAUACAGAAAAGAAACACCCCCUGGCCUUCACCUUCUCUUUCCCCUGCGAGCAGCCCAGUUUGGAUCAGGGUUUCUUGUUGAGUUGGUGCAAGAACUACAGAGUCCGAGGUCUUCAGGGAAAAGACGUGGUCCGGGUCCUCAGAGAUGCUAUCUGCAGAACUGGGGGGAUGGACAUGGAGCUGUUGGCCAUGGUAAAUGACACUGUAGCAACCAUGAUGACCUGUGGUUUUGAUGACCCAUACUGUGAGGUGGGACUCAUCAUUGGUACAGGCACAAAUGCUUGCUACAUGGAGGACAUGCGUCAUGUGGACCUGGUCGAGGGGGACGAGGGCAGGAUGUGCAUUAACACGGAGUGGGCGGGUUUUGGAGAUGACGGCGCCCUCAAUGACUUUAUAACAGAGUUUGACAGAGAAGUGGACGCAGUGUCCUCCAACCCUGGAAAACAAAUAUUUGAGAAGAUGGUGAGUGGGUUGUAUCUGGGUGAGCUGGUGAGGCUGGUCGUGUUGAAGAUGGCAAAGCGAGGAAAGCUGUUUGACGGACAUGUGUCAGAUGCCCUGAGGACCAAAGGGAAGAUAACCACAGCUGACGUGGCAGCAAUGGAGGAGUACAGAAAUGGUCUGAAAAACACCAAAGACGUUUUGAUGAAUCUUGGUUUGAGCCCGUCCCAUGACGACUGCAUUGCCGUACAGCAUGUCAGCACCAUAGUGUCCUUCAGGUCCUCUAAUCUGGUGGCCGCAGGGCUGUCAGCCAUCCUAACGCGAAUCAAGCAAAACCGAAACCAGAGGGUCUUGAGGGUCACUGUGGGUGUGGAUGGAACUGUGUACAAAACGCACCCUCAGUAUCCUAAACGUCUCCACAAAGUGGUGCGGCGGCUGCUUCCUGAGUGCCAUGUCAAGUUUGUGCUCUCAGACAGCGGCAGCAGCAAAGGCGCUGCUCUGGUGUCGGCAGUCGCCCAGCGUCUGACCUCGCAGAGUCGAAAGGUGGAGGAGACUCUGUCGAAUUUCAAACUUGGUAAAGAGCAGUUGCAACUGGUCAAGGACAGGAUGAGGGCGGGACUGGAGGCGGGCCUAAGGAGUCAGGGUCCCUUCACCAUCAAGAUGCUGCCUUCUUUUAUAUUCCACAAACCAGAUGGAACAGAGCAUGGAAAAUACCUUGCUUUGGAUCUGGGAGGAACAAACUUUAGAGCUUUGCUUGUGAGAUUUAAAAGACAAAAAUCCAGAAUUUACCACAAAAUCUACACCAUUCCACUGGAAAUAAUGCAGGGAACUGGGGAGGAGUUAUUUGACCACCUCGCAGAAUGUGUUUGUGACUUCUUGGACUACAUGGGGGUGAAGAACGCUCGUCUUCCUACAGGUUUCACCUUCUCUUUUCCCUGCGAGCAGACCGCCAUUGAUACAGGUAAAUUGGUGACCUGGACCAAAGGCUUUAACGCCACGGACUGUGAAGGACAUGAUGUUGUGGGCUUGCUGCGCGAGGCAAUCAGGAGACGCAACGAGUUUGAUCUGGACAUUGUAGCUCUGAUUAAUGACACUGUUGGAACCAUGAUGAGCUGCGCCUAUGAGGACCCACACUGUGAAAUCGGACUGAUUGCUGGAACAGGAACAAAUCUUUGCUACAUGGAGGAACUGAAGAACAUUGAGAAGCUGCAUCAUAAGAGCAACACAGCAGACAGAGACAAGAACACACUUGAAAAUGGCGAAGAAACUGAAGGGGAGACCAGAAGAUCCAAAAUGUGCAUCAACACAGAGUGGGGGGGUCUGGGAGAUGAUGGCUCUCUAGAGAACAUCAUCACAGCUUUUGACACAGAGGUGGACCAGAACUCGGUGAACCCAGGAAAACAAAGGUUUGAAAAGCUGACCAGUGGAAUGUAUUUGGGAGAAAUCGUCCGACAGGUGCUACUGGAUCUAACCAGAGGAGGUCUUUUGUUCAGAGGACACAUCUCAGAGAGUUUGAAGAAGCCUGGAAUAUUUGAAACUCGAUAUCUGUCACAGAUAGAGAGUGACCACUUAGCGUUACUGCAGGUCAGGUGUAUUCUUCAGAAGUUGGGGCUCGACAGCACCUGUCAUGACAGCAUCAUCGUCAAGCAGGUCUGUGGAGCAGUGUCGCGCCGUGCAGCCCAGCUGUGCGGGGCUGGAAUGGCAGCUGUGGUUGAUAAGAUCAGAGAGAACCGAGGACUGGACCAUCUAAACACCACCGUGGGGGUGGAUGGGGCGCUCUACAAACUUCAUCCUCAUUUCUCUCACAUCCUCCAAGACACUGUGAAGGAUCUGGCUCCUCAAUGUGAUGUGACCUUCUUUCCAUCAGAAGAAGGAAGCGGGAAAGGUGCUGCCCUCAUCGCUGCUGUGGCUUGGCAGAACCAGGAGAUGUGACUUGGUGUAACUUGAAAAGCUUGUUGCUUAAAUCUGUUUUGAAGUAGCAUCUUUCUGCACACGUCUGCUGUGUUUUUUUUUUUUUUUUUUUUUAUCUCAGUGUGUCUUUUGUGUCACAAAAUAAAAGAUGGGAACUCUUUGAAAAUGGAUUGACUCUUAAUAAAUGUUUAUUUUGAAAUGGAUACAUGCAUUUUAUUCAAUUACAAAAAAAAAAAAAUAAGCCAGUCUGGAAAAAGAAAAAAAUGGGGAAAGAUUACAUUUAAGCUUUACUUCCAAAUGCAACAAAAGUCAAUUAUUUCAGUUUGCCUCCACAACCUGAAGAACUUUUCUUCAUCACCGCAACCACUUUGGGUGUAACAGUGCAACCAGGUCACUGUGGUCCUCAAGUAGAUGUCUUCUCAACAGUAUCCCAGAAGCACCCCUCUGCUGAUGCCCCCAUACCCUUAAUCUCAUUCUAUUUGAAUUUAAAAUGUAAUAUUAGUUUGUAUUCUUUGCUUGUUUGUGGUAAAUGCCAAAGCGAGGUGUACCGUUCUUUUAGAACAGGGGUGCCAAAAUUUUCCAAAGGCCAGAAUUGGUUUUUGAGGGCCAACCAUUUGAGAUUCUUUGAACUAAUUCAAUGACAUUAAAUGUAAAUGAACUAUUUAUUGAACAUUUUAUUGCAAUGUCUUACUUUAAAUUUCUUCACAAAUACGUUUUUAAUAAAAGUGAUUCUCAGUUUCUCUGUAAGCAUGUCUCAGUUAGCAUUUCUCAAUUAGCAUGUCUCAAUUAGCAUGUCUCGUUUUGUGGUGCCUCUGGAUACUGAACUCUUCAAAAACAGCCACAGUUUCUUGUUAAGUUUGUUAGUCACCGUUGUUUUUUAUUUCACUGAAAAAAUAUACCAAGGUCCUUGAAGCAGUGGUCC